UCAGCCUUUGUACGAGUCGAGAAAAAACUGUCUCUUUCCUCCAAGAACAAAAUCCUUUUCCUCUCUUCUCUUCUGUGUUUUGUCUUCUUCAAAUUUUCCGCGAAAAAAUCUCAAAUUUCAGACAAUCAGAUCUUCAAUUUCGAGCUUGGGUCUCUCUGAGUGACUUUAGGGUUGUUAGAAAAUGUUGGUGCAGAGAAGAGUAAUGAGCUGGAGAAGAGUUUGGAAGUCGUUUCAAGCUGUUCUUGCUCAUGGCUUGCUCUUCUCCUUCACCCUUCUUCUCGCUCUCAAGCUUGAUCAUGUCGUCUCUCGUUCGUGGUGGUUUAUAUUUACACCGUUGUGGCUGUUUCAUGCGGUGAUUGCUCGCGGUAGAUUCUCUCUGCCUGCUCCAUCUAUGCCUCAUGAUCGGCAUUGGGCUCCUUUUCAUUCUGUCAUGGCCACGCCACUUCUUGUUGCUUUUGAGAUCCUCCUCUGUGUUCAUCUUGAAGAUCAAUACGUUGUUGAUUUGAAGAUUGUAUUCUUACCGUUGCUUGCGUUUGAGGUAGCGAUAUUGGUAGAUAAUGUCAGGUAUUCUAUCAACGUUUUAAGAAUGUGUAGGACACUCAUGCCUGGAGAUGAAGAAACCAUGAGUGAUGAAGCCAUAUGGGAAACACUCCCUCACUUUUGGGUUUCCAUAUCAAUGGUUUUCUUCAUCGCCGCCACAACCUUCACUCUUCUUAAAUUAUGUGGUGAUGUAGCUGCCUUGGGAUGGUGGGACUUAUUUAUAAACUUCGGAAUAGCAGAGUGUUUUGCGUUUCUCGUCUGUACAAAAUGGAGCAACCAGUCAAUCCAUAGGUAUACACACGUACCGGAACCUAGCUCAUCUUCAAUGGUAGUGAGAUACCUGGACUGGAACAGAGGUUUAGUUGUGACCGCCGACGAAGAGAAUCAGCACAGUAAUAGAAUUUGCGGUCUCCAAGAUAUUGGUGGACAUGUAAUGAAGAUCCCUUUCAUCACCUUUCAGAUUAUCCUUUUCAUGCGCUUAGAGGGAACGCCUCCUUCUGCUAAAAACAUUCCUAUUUUAGUUCUGUUUGUGCCUCUUUUCUUGCUGCAAGGAGCUGGGGUGCUGUUUGCUACAUAUAGGUUGGUGGAGAAGUCUGUUUUGUUGAUAACUAGUGGUGGUGGUUCUUAUGGAAGAUACUUUACUGCUACUUCAUCAGCUCGUGAGUUCUUGGGAUUCUUUCAACAUGGUGCAAGAUUACUUGGCUGGUGGUCUAUCGAUGAAGGAAGUCGAGAGGAACAAGCUAGGCUCUACUCUGGAGAAGCCACCGGAUACAACACAUUCUCACCGGAGGUUGUGAAGAAGAUGCCAAAGUCUGAUCUUGUUGAAGAGGUAAGAGAACUUUUAAAAGUCAUUUUAAAAACAUUUGUGAAACUAUGCAAAGUUGUGGAAUCUCUUUUAAAACAGAUAUGGAGACUACAAGCUGCGUUGAGUGAGCAAACAGAUAUCACCACUUAUAGCCAGCAAGAGUACGAAAAGCUUCAAAACGAGAAGAUUCUGUGCAGAGUUUGCUUUGAAGAUCCCAUCAACGUGGUUCUACUCCCUUGUAGACAUCACGUCCUCUGCAGCACGUGCUGUGAGAAAUGCAAGAAGUGUCCGAUAUGUCGUGUCCUGAUUGAGGAACGUAUGCCUGUAUACGAUGUGUAGAUUUCAGAACACGACCAUAAAUGAAGAUAUAAACAUUCUUCUUUCUUCUGGUUCGUUGCGUGUUUGUUUUUUCUGUUUUUUAGUGAUGAAGCAAGCAUUUAUAAAUAAUAUAUGUAGCACCUUGGAAUCCGAUUGUUUUUUUUUCGAUUGUAUGUAGAUAAAAAUAUUGUAAACCAUCGUCGUAUAUGUCAUCAACCUUUAUCA
Messenger RNA from Brassica napus (rape), 1888 nucleotides. RefSeq lists its product as uncharacterized. The record is from RefSeq and is a predicted model, not a curated record. Bases 182 to 1684 code for a protein of 500 amino acids. The transcript has 13 exons. Lineage: Eukaryota; Viridiplantae; Streptophyta; Magnoliopsida; Brassicales; Brassicaceae.